AUGGACAACAUCGAGUGGAAGUUUAUUCCUCCUCGUUCCCCACAUUUUGGUGGACUAUGGGAAGCAGCAGUCAAGAGCGCAAAGCACAAUCUGUAUCGCUCUGUUGGUCGCUCUAUUCUCAACUACGAUGAGCUUCGCACGCUGGUUUGCCAAAUAGCGGCAAUAAUUAAUAGUCGUCCAUUGCUAUCCAUUUCAAAGAGUCCUGACGAUUUGGAUGUGCUGACUCCCGCUCAUCUAUUGUUUGGUGGUCCUCCAACCGUGAUUCUGGAGCCCGACCUAACUAUGCUGGACUACAAUCGGUUGGAUGGUUGGCAGCGUGUCACUCAGUUGCAGCAGGUCUUCUGGAAUAGAUGGCGGAGGAGUAUCUGA
Messenger RNA from Drosophila nasuta, 369 nucleotides. RefSeq lists its product as uncharacterized. Gene Ontology annotation, molecular function: nucleic acid binding. Bases 1 to 369 code for a protein of 122 amino acids. The transcript has a single exon. Lineage: Eukaryota; Metazoa; Arthropoda; Insecta; Diptera; Drosophilidae. The record is from RefSeq and is a predicted model, not a curated record.